GUUCAGAAAUAACCGCACAGGAUCUCAAACUCAUGACUGGAGAGUUUGACAUUGAGAGCAUUCACCAUUUGGAUCUAAGCAAAAAAGGCAUUCAAGACCUCAGUGUUAUUGGAAAGUGUACYGGACUGGUUUAUCUAAAUGCUUCUCAUAAUCACAUAAGAUACCUCCGACCCUUAGGUGACCUGAAGCUGCUUGAGAACCUUGACCUUUCUUGUAAUAAUAUCUCAUCAUUAGAUGGUCUUGAGGGGUUGGAUARCCUUGUGCAUUUGAAUGUUGCUGGUAACAUGAUGAGAAGUACAGAUGAUUUAAAGUGUUUAUCAAAGCUUGAAAAACUCAGAAAACUGAGGUUAAAAGACAGCAUUCACAACUACUCAAACCCAGUCUGUCAAACCACGAGUCAGUACAAGAAAGUGAUCUCCAAUGUCCUACCUCAGCUCACGUCACUAGAUGGAGAACGAAUAAAAGGCAAAGGGAGUGAUUUCUAUGACACUUGUGAUGAACUGGAUGCUGAACUAAAAAAUUACACUGAAAGUUGUGGUGAUCCACCAGCAUACAAGUCAGCACCCUGGCCAUCAGGAGCAUUCAUAGAGGGAGACAAACCACUAAAUAGAUGUGUUGAAGAAGCAGAAUUAGGAUUUAAUGACGUGUUGUCACUUUGUAGAAGAGCGAACACUGAAGCCUUGCAGAGUGUAAUUGAUGCAGACAGUGCAAGAUGGAGUAAAUGAAACAAUACUAUCAAUUUAAAGCGCAACGCGCAAAUGUAUGACCACAUAUGCUCGGGUUCUGUACAUUAAACCGACACACUUUGAUGCGAA
This is a messenger RNA of Actinia tenebrosa (Australian red waratah sea anemone), 815 nucleotides long. RefSeq names its product leucine-rich repeat-containing protein 61. Gene Ontology annotation, biological process: outer dynein arm assembly. Lineage: Eukaryota; Metazoa; Cnidaria; Anthozoa; Actiniaria; Actiniidae. The record is from RefSeq and is a predicted model, not a curated record. Gene Ontology annotation, cellular component: cytoplasm. Gene Ontology annotation, molecular function: protein binding.